Molecule: messenger RNA, 2184 nt
Organism: Acipenser ruthenus (sterlet)
Lineage: Eukaryota; Metazoa; Chordata; Actinopteri; Acipenseriformes; Acipenseridae
Product: renin-like
Exons: 9
Coding region: 116-1294 (392 amino acids)
Biological process (GO): angiotensin maturation
Molecular function (GO): aspartic-type endopeptidase activity
Source: RefSeq, a predicted model, not a curated record
GCCGAACGCAGGAGAGCGAUGGUAUAAAAGGAAGAGCGUGAAAGGCAGUUUAUCAGAGACGUAGACUUUUGGAGCUUGGUCGUUCUGAAUCUCUACACUACAAACCCAAACUGCAAUGCGCUGCUGGGCUGCUUUCCUGCUGGCGCUGGUAAUCAGCUCAAGCCAGGCCAUCACAAGGAUCGCUCUGAGGAAGAUGCCCUCGGUGCGGGAGACCCUGCGGGGCAUGGGAGUGACGCCAGCAGAGGUCUUUGCGGAACUGAGCUUGAAGGAAGCUGUGAAUCCACACCCUAGCAACGGGACAACCCCACUCACCAACUACUAUGAUACUCAGUAUUUCGGAGAGAUCAGUAUCGGCUCCCCGCCCCAGAUUUUCAACGUGGUAUUUGACACCGGUUCCUCCAACCUCUGGGUGCCAUCCUACAGCUGCUCUCCCCUGUACACUGCCUGCUUUUCACACAACAGAUACGACUCCUCCAAGUCCAACACACACAUAGAGAACGGGACAGUUUUCUCGAUUCAGUAUGGCUCUGGCAACGUCAGGGGGUUCCUCAGUCAAGACCUGGUGGUGGUGGGAGGGAUCCCUGUGAUCCAGGUGUUUGCUGAAGUUACGGCUCUACCCGCUCUGCCCUUCAUCUUUGCCAAGUUUGAUGGAGUUCUGGGGAUGGGGUACCCCAACUCGGCCAUUGACGGGAUCACCCCCGUUUUCGACCAGAUCCUGUCACAGCACAGUCUCAAAGAGGAGGUCUUCUCAGUGUAUUAUAGCAGGGACCCCCACAAAAAGCCAGGUGGAGAGAUUGUGCUUGGGGGCACAGACCCCAUCUAUUACACUGGAGAAUUCAACUACAUCAGCACCAGCAAGAAAGGGAAGUGGGAGAUCCAGAUGAAAGGGGUGUCAGUGGGCGUGGAGCUGUUGUUCUGUAAAGAAGGCUGCACGGCUGUGAUUGACACCGGCUCCUCCUACAUUACAGGCCCCGCCUCCUCCGUGUCAAUUCUAAUGAAAGCCAUUGGAGCGAUUGAACUGGCAGAGGGAGAGUACACGGUAGACUGCGGCAGAGUGAAGUCCCUGCCCAGUAUCUCCUUCAGCUUCGGAGGUCAUGAAUAUGAACUGACUGGGGAAGAUUACAUUCACUGGCAGUCCAAGUUUGGGGAGGACUUGUGUGUGGUGACUUUUUCAGGUCUGGAUGUGCCCCCGCCCACUGGUCCCAUCUGGGUCCUUGGUGCCAACUUCAUCAGCCGCUACUAUGUGGAGUUCGACCGGAGGAACAACCGAAUCGGCUUUGCACGGGCUGUCUGAGAGGAGAGGAACCUCUCCUCUAAAAAUAAAAUAGAACACCACUCUCACUGUCACAACCGCCGUCCUCUCUUAAAGUCUUCCCCAAAUGUGCUCGGAGCAGACCACCUUAGUCCAUGCUUUCCCCUUAGAUUCAAUUGUGGUGCUACUGUUGUUAUAGCAGUAAAUAACCAAACAAAACAACUGUGCUGAAAACAUCUAGUGGUAUUAGGCAUGUUGUCAUUAUCGUAAAAUAGUUGAACGUUGUUGCAGUAAAUUCUGUAUGUCAUGCCACCUUGUAGUCUAAUCUCAUUCUCUCACAGAAGCUGAGAGUUCAUUGAAUUGGGCUCUUAGUAUACAUAUUGUAGAAUUCACUGCUAAGCUUUUUGAUUUUGCAGAGUCUUUUGUAAUACUUAUGUUGACAAUUAGAAUAUUACAUAUCAGUGCUUUGCUAUGAAAACUGACAUGCUAACUUAUUUAACUUUUAGUUAAAAAAAAAAGGUGAUUCCCAUAUGUAAUAAAUUGUUCAAUUAAAUGACUUAAAUGUUACUAAAAUAGACAUGGUGUAAAAAAACAAUCCUAAAUCUGGCUUCUUUUCCCCCUCUCUAUAUCACGUCCCUCGUUUAUCACUUUCUCUUCUUUCUCUUGGUCUCUCUACAAUCUUUUUUCAAUUCAAACUGCCCCACCCUCCACAUUGUCACAGGCCAAAUUCUGUCAAUGACUAUUAUAAUUAGAUACUUGUUUCUGAACAUUUUGUACCAUUUAAUUUAUUCAGAAGGUAAUGCUAAGUAUUAAAUGUCACCUAUUGCUAAAACUAACUAAAGGGGCUAGAUUUUCAAAGUGAUUUUUUUUCAUCUCGUUAGUAGUAUAAUUUUUGUCUGAAAUAAAACAAACAAGAAACAAUGUUAGACUCC